AUGAUUACAACAAAUGAAACCCAAAUGAAUGGGUUCCUCCUCAUGGGGUUUUCUGAGAAUCACAAGCUGCAGCUAUUACAAGCUUGCCUGUUCUUGCUGAUGUACCUUUUGGACUUGACAAGCAACUUCAUCAUCAUCACCAUCACAACCCUGGACGAGCAUCUCCAGUCGCCCAUGUAUUACUUCCUGAAGCAACUUUCCCUUAUGGACCUCUCCUUCAUCUCUGUCACAGUCCCCCAGUCCAUUAGCAAUUCCCUCACAGGCAAUGGCUAUAUUUCCUAUGCUCAGUGCAUGCUCCAAGUGUUCUUCUUCACGUCUUUGGCCUGGGCUGAAAUGGCCAUUCUCACGGUGAUGUCUUAUGACCGCUAUGUAGCCAUUUGCUUCCCACUGCACUAUGAACUCAUCAUGGAUGCCAGAAAAUGUAAGAGUGCUAUGAUAGCUGUAUGGGUAAGUGGAGGCAUCUCAGGAAUCUUGUAUACAGCUGCCACAUUUUCUAUCACAUUCUGUAAAGCCAAAAUAAUCCACCAGUUCUUCUGUGAUAUCCCCCAGUUAAUCAAGCUCUCCUGCUCCAAUGAUUACCUUGCACUCAUUGGAGUGGUUGCAUUCGUGGCUGUGGUAGCUUUAGCCUGUUUUGUCUCCAUUGCUCUCUCCUAUAUCCACAUAUUCUCCACGGUUCUAAGAAUACCCUCUGCUGAAGGCCGGUCUAAGGUCUUCUCCACCUGCCUGCCUCACCUUUUUGUUGUCUCAUUUUUCCUCUCCACAGGCAUCUGUGCAUAUCUCAAACCAACUUCAGACUCUCCAACUGCUCUGGACCUUAUGUUAUCCAUCUUUUACACAGUAAUACCUCCAACACUCAACCCUAUAAUCUACAGCCUGAAGAAUCAGUCACUAAAGAAAGCUUUAGGGAAGUUACUGCUGGGUAGCUAUUUCACUGGGAAAAAAGCUUAUCUCCAGCGUUGUUAG
This is a messenger RNA of Dipodomys ordii (Ord's kangaroo rat), 963 nucleotides long. Its product is annotated as olfactory receptor 14J1-like. The transcript has a single exon. The record is from RefSeq and is a predicted model, not a curated record. The coding region runs from base 1 to 963 and encodes 320 amino acids. Gene Ontology annotation, molecular function: odorant binding; G protein-coupled receptor activity; olfactory receptor activity. Gene Ontology annotation, biological process: G protein-coupled receptor signaling pathway. Gene Ontology annotation, cellular component: membrane. NCBI's taxonomy places the organism in Eukaryota, Metazoa, Chordata, Mammalia, Rodentia, Heteromyidae.